UCUCUGACGCUCAGUCUUUUUACGUGUUUCAAAAUGGCAGAAGCCAUGGACUCGGUCAGUUGUUCGAUCUGUUUGGAGAUACUAAAAGAUCCAGUGACUAUUCCCUGUGGACACAGCUACUGUAUUGGCUGUAUUAAAGGCUACUGGGAUCAGGAAGAUCAGAAGCUUGUCUGCAGCUGCCCCCAGUGCAGACAGACCUUCAACCCAAGGCCUUUUCUGAACAGAAACACAGUUAUGGCUGAAAUGGUGAAGACACUGACAGAAACAAAUACUAAAAAGAAGAAGAAGAAGAAGAAGACAAAACUCCAAACUGCUCCUCCUGCUCACUGUUAUGCUGGACCUGGAGAUGUUGAGUGUGACGUCUGCACUGGGACAAAAUUAAAAGCUGUCAAGUUCUGUCUGGUGUGUCUGGCCUCUUACUGUGAGACACACCUCCAGCCUCACUAUGAAUCUCCUGCCUUUAAGAAGCACAAGAUGGUCAAGGCCUCCACUCAACUCCAGGAGAAGAUCUGCUCUCAUCAUGACAAACUACUGGAGGUUUACUGCCGGACAGAUCAGCAAUGUAUCUGUCAUCUGUGUAUGUUGGAUCAACAUAAAGGUCAUGAUAUAGUCUCUGCUGCAGCCGAAAUAGCUGAAAAACAAAGGCAGUUGGGGGAGAAAUCUAAGCAGAGAAUCAAGGAGAGAGAGAAGGAGAUGCUGGAGGUGAGACAGGCUGUGAAGUCAUUCAAGCACUCUACACAGGCAGCAGUUGAGAGUAGUGAGAAGAUCUUUAAUGAACUGAUCCGCUCCAUUGAGGGAAGGCGCACAGAGGUGAAGGAGCUUAUCAGAGCCCAGGAGAAGGCUAAUGUGAGUCGGGCUGAAGGACUCCUGAAGCAGCUGGAGCAGGAGGUGGCUGAGCUGAAGAGGAGAGAGGCUGAGCUGGAUCAGCUUUCACACACAGAGGAUCAAAUCCAUUUCCUCCAGAGUUUCCAGUCUCUCUGUGUCCCUCCUGGGUCUGAGGCCUUACCCAGCAUCACUAUCAACCAUCACGUCUCCUUUGAGGAUGUUAUGAACUCUGUCUCUGAGCUGAGAAACCGACUUGAAGAUAUCUGCGCUGGAGAGAUAAUUAUGUUGUCUGUACAAAUGUCAGGACUUCACAUUGUCCCACCUCCUGUGCCCAGGACCAGAGAAGAGUUCUUGAAAUAUUAUUGCCAGCUGACUUUGGAUCCCAACACACCAACUCAACGUUUGUAUCUGUCUGAAGAGAACACAAAGGUGGCAUACAGUCGUGAGCGCCAGAUCAUACGUCCUCACAAUCCAGAAAGAUUUCAGGUGUGGCACCAGGUGCUGUGUAAAGAGGGUCUGUCUGGGGCCUGCUACUGGGAGGUAGAGUGGAGUGGGAUGGUUUCUAUAGCGGUCUCAUAUAAAGGGAUCAAGAGGCACGGUGGAACAGAGUGUUGGUUUGGGAACAAUGAUAAGUCCUGGUGUUUGGUAUGUUAUUCAGGUGGCUGCUCUAUCAGGCACAAUAUGGCACCAUUUGUGUCAUGUUUGGGAUUUAAAAGGGACUUUGAUAAGGACUUUACAAAAGAGAUUCAAAUCCCUGUCGCGCCCUCCUCCAGAGUAGGAGUGUACCUGGACCACAGUGCAGGAACUCUGUCCUUCUACAGCGUCUCUGACACAAUGACCCUCCUUCACAGAUUCCAGACCACAUUUACUGAACCCCUUUAUCCUGGGUUCUAUUGUAAUUGUGAUUCAUCCGUGAAGAUAAUUCCUUUGCCUUAACACUACAUGUGUCCAAUCUUCACAUACUAAAAAAAAAAAAUCAUAAUUUACUGUAAAUCUGAUUACAGAAAUUAGUGUUAUCAACAGGAAUCAAAUUUGAUAACUCAUUUUUAUGUAAAUGUAAAACUUUAAAAGGAAAAUGACAAUGAGUAACAUUUUCUGAUCUGAAAUGCAAAAAGCAACUGUGUUACUUACAGUAACAGCAUGAUGUAUCUCCACUUGAGAUGAGAUGGUGGAGAUCAUUUAUGCAGACCUAAAGUAAAGUCAACCAUGCACGGAAUUAAAUGAUGUAUUGUGUUGUUGAAUUUUGUGGAUUAUUAACGGUUUGAAAUGUUAUGACUUUUUGGUAAAACUCCCUUAUAACCUUUGAGGGCUGGUUAGUGGACAGAAAAGGUAGUCGUCACCUUUAGAGAAGAACAAAUUGCUUUAUCAAACCAGGAGAGGACAGCAGGGAGUCAGAAAGCUGAAUUUAUUGGCUGUCUCUAAAAAUGUUACUAGCUGUCUCAAAUCUCAUUGGAGGAGAAGGUCAGAGAGAAUAACCUCCUGGAUCCUCUCUUCCAAUGUGCUUUGAGAGGAAUUUAGAAAACCAGGAUAGAGGAAGCAAGGGUAUGACAACUAGUAACAUUUUCAGACACAUCCAUUGCAUCUAAUAUCUUUAUUUUUCAAGCAGCAAACAAACUUGAUUUUAUGAGGCAAAUCAUGCUGGAUUUGUUUUGCUGGAUCGCUCUCUCUUUCUGAAAGCUGCCUAUUCCUGUCUUUCACUCAGUGCUCUCGGGCUUUUUAAUUAUUUGAACUAAACCCCCACCAGUGCUUAGGCUUUGAUUGCAAAGCUUUAUAUUUGACUAAAUUAAAAAAAGUGGGGGAAACACUGUCUAGGCAAGAGUGUGUUUUAAGUAGAAACACGCAGAAUACCGUGUGUGUAAAGCUCUCAUUGAGCAAUCACCACCAGGAGAUUGAACUGCACAGCAAAUAAAAAAUCCUCAAUCUUG
Molecule: messenger RNA, 2750 nt
Organism: Oncorhynchus kisutch (coho salmon)
Lineage: Eukaryota; Metazoa; Chordata; Actinopteri; Salmoniformes; Salmonidae
Product: tripartite motif-containing protein 16
Exons: 6
Coding region: 34-1761 (575 amino acids)
Molecular function (GO): protein binding; zinc ion binding
Source: RefSeq, a predicted model, not a curated record